CUCUCUCUCUCUCUCUCUCUCCCCCUUCUUUCCCUCUGCUUCCAAUUGCUCUGAACGUAACUCGAAGAUUUGAGUGAGUUCUCAAAUCGCUACUUUUAAUCGUAAUUUUCCUUCGAAAUUUUGUUCCCUGGUGCUGUCUGUUUAGGGUUUGGAGUUUAGGGUUUGCUGUUACAUCGCAGAAGGCUUGCAAUAAUAGCCCUUCAAUCAGCUUCAACAAGGAAAAACAACAGAGAGAGACUAUGUCAGUGCUUAUAGUGACAAGCUUAGGGGAGAUAGUUGUGGAUUUGCACACAGACAAGUGCCCUCUGACUUGUAAAAACUUCUUAAAGCUCUGCAAGAUAAAGUAUUAUAAUGGGUGUCUUUUUCACACGGUUCAGAAGGAUUUUACUGCACAGACUGGUGACCCAACUGGAACAGGCUCCGGUGGUGAUUCAAUCUACAAAUUUUUAUAUGGUGAUCAGGCUCGCUUUUUCAAUGAUGAGAUUCAUCAUGAUUUAAAGCAUUCUAAGACAGGAACUGUUUCCAUGGCUAGUGCUGGAGAGAAUCUCAAUGCUUCUCAGUUCUACUUAACAUUGCGUGAUGAUCUAGACUAUCUCGAUGGGAAGCACACAGUUUUUGGGGAGAUAGCAGAGGGGUUUGAGACAUUGACAAGGAUCAAUGAGGCUUAUGUGGAUGAGAAAAACAAACCCUAUAAAAAUAUCCGAAUCAAGCAUACUUACAUUUUGGACGAUCCUUUUGAUGAUCCUUCGCAAUUAGCUGAGUUAAUUCCUGAUGCCUCCCCAGAAGGAAAACCAAAGGAUGAGGUUGAGGAUAAUGUGCGGCUUGAAGAUGACUGGGUUCCUUUGGAUGAACAAUUAGGUCCACAAGAACUUGAAGAGCGCCUUCGUGCCAAAGACGCACAUUCCAGUGCAGUUGUACUUGAGAGUAUUGGGGAUAUUCCUGAUGUUGAGAUAAAGCCUCCUGACAACGUGCUUUUUGUUUGUAAAUUGAAUCCAGUCACAGAAGAUGAGGACUUGCACACAAUCUUUUCGCGUUUUGGAACUGUGCAAGCGGCUGAUAUAAUACGCGAUUUCAAGACUGGAGACAGCUUAUGCUAUGCAUUCAUCGAAUUUGAGACCAGAGAGGCAUGUGAACAAGCAUAUUUUAAGAUGGAUAAUGCUUUAAUCGAUGACCGGAGAAUACAUGUGGAUUUUAGUCAGAGUGUUGCAAAGCUGUGGUCCCAGUACAGGCGCAAAGAUCAACAAAUGGGCAAAGGCAAAGGUUGCUUCAAAUGUGGUGCGCUUGAUCACAUUGCCAAGGAUUGCACUGGUGAUUCUGCCAACAGACAGCAACCUCAAAAGUACAUAUUAAAGGAUGACAAUGCACAGCGUGGUGGAGGCAACAACUCUAGGUUGGCAGUCUUGCAUGCUGUCUCUGUCUCUCUCUGUCUUUAUGAGAUGGUAUUUGAUGGAGACACUCCGGAAAGUCCAAGACAAGAACAGAGAAAUCAAGGUCGCAAUCCAAAUUACCGCGAAGUCGAGAAACAAAUGAUAAAUAGGCGGAGUUCCAAAGACCCAAGGCAUAGGGAUCAAGAACAUAAAGACUCAACUGAUAGGGAGAGGCACAGUGACAGAAGUAGGUAUAGAGAGGAUUCAAGUCGAGACAGUAAAGAAAAUCGAUCAGGUGGAAGUAGAAGCGGUCAAGAUUAUCUUGAAGAGCAAAGGGAUAGAGAACGGCAUAAGGACAGAGAAAGAGGCACAGAUGAUAGGAGAGAUCAGCGUGAAAGCAGAAAGAGAUAUGCUGAUGAUGGUACCUAUGCAGAGUGGAGGGGUGAUGGAGAUUACAGAAAGAGGAGUGCAGAUGGUGAUAGAGAUGCAUAUAAGGAGAGGCAAAGAAACGUAGAUAAUAAGAAUCAGCGGGAGAGUAGAAAGAGAUAUGCAGAUGAUUAUGCAGAGAGGAGGGGUGAUGAAAAUUACAUAAAAAGGAGUGCAGAUAAUGAUAGACUUGCAGAAAGGGGUAGUGACCGAGAGUACCGAAAAAGAAGUGUGGCUGAUGAUAGCCUUUCAGAAAAGAGGGACAGUGGAGAGUAUAAAAAGAGAAGUGCAGAGAGGAGGGAUGAUAUAGAGUAUAGAAAGAGAUAUGCGGAUGAUGACAGACGCAACAAGAGAGAUGAACCAGUGCACAAGAGAAGAAGUGCAGAUGUUGAUGCCUAUAAAGGUAAAAGGGAAGAUAGAGAACAUGGAAGGUAAUGAUGAGACCUUCAUCCCGAGAAAUGGCACUGAGCAGAGAAAAAAGACUUGAACUUACUUUUCGUGAUAUAUAAUUUUGACCUCAGAAUAUUGAAUCAGACCGUUUUUGGUUUUUGUAGCAAUACACUUCUGUACCAAAGGAAUUAAAUUAACUUUUGUCAGUUUAUGCAUGCAAACUCGUGAGACAAUCACGUUUUGUUA
Messenger RNA from Prunus dulcis (almond), 2429 nucleotides. RefSeq names its product peptidyl-prolyl cis-trans isomerase CYP59-like. Gene Ontology annotation, molecular function: peptidyl-prolyl cis-trans isomerase activity; zinc ion binding; RNA binding. Lineage: Eukaryota; Viridiplantae; Streptophyta; Magnoliopsida; Rosales; Rosaceae. Gene Ontology annotation, cellular component: nucleus. Gene Ontology annotation, biological process: protein peptidyl-prolyl isomerization. The coding region runs from base 240 to 2228 and encodes 662 amino acids. The transcript is spliced from 15 exons. The record is from RefSeq and is a predicted model, not a curated record.